Messenger RNA from Tachysurus fulvidraco (yellow catfish), 4027 nucleotides. RefSeq lists its product as uncharacterized. Gene Ontology annotation, molecular function: protein binding; zinc ion binding. The coding region runs from base 53 to 3724 and encodes 1223 amino acids. NCBI's taxonomy places the organism in Eukaryota, Metazoa, Chordata, Actinopteri, Siluriformes, Bagridae. The transcript has 12 exons. The record is from RefSeq and is a predicted model, not a curated record.
AGUUUCAGAGAAAACGGAAGAGAUCUCUCUCUCUUUCACUGAGUUCAAGAAAAUGGCUGAGGCGAGAAUUUCAGUAGAUCAUGAUCAGUUCAUCUGUCCAGUGUGUCUGGAUCUCCUGAAGGAUCCAUUGACUCUCUCCUGUGGUCACAGUUUCUGUAAAGUGUGUAUUAAUAGUCACUGGGAUCAGGAGGAUCAGAAGGAUGUCUACAGCUGUCCUCAGUGCAGAGACACUUUCACUCCAAGGCCUGUUCUACGCAGAAACAACAUGCUGGCUGAAGUGGUGGAGAAACUGAAGAAGAAGACUGAAGUCCAAGCUGCUUCUCCUGCUCACUGUUACGCUGGACCUGGAGAUGUGGAGUGUGAUUUCUGCCCAGGAAGAAAACACAAAGCCAUCAAGUCCUGUCUGAUGUGUGUGGCUUCAUUUUGUGAAACUCAUCUCAAACCUCAUCUUGAAAGUCCUGCUUUGAAAAAACACACAUUAAUUGAUGCCUCUGGAAAUCUACAAGAGAAGAUCUGCUCUGAACACAAUGAAGUUCUGAAGAUCUUCUGUCGUACUGAUCAGAGAUGUAUUUGCUCUUUGUGCCUGUUGGAUAAACAUAAAGGACACGACGUUGCAUCAGUUACAGCAGGAAGAGCUGAGAAACAGAGUGAGUUAAAUGAGGAGCAGCUGAAAUUCCAGGAGAGACUCCAGGAGAAGCAGAAGAAGGUGCAGGAGCUGAAACAGGCUGUGAACACUAUAAAGCUCAGUGCACAGACAGCAGUGGAGGACAAUGAGAUCAUCUUUACUGAGAUGAUCAGCUCCAUGGAGAAAAAGCGCUCGGAGGUGACGGAGAUGAUCAGAGCUCAGGAGAAGGCUGAACUGAGUCGAGCUGAACGACUCCUGGAGCAACUGGAGCAGGAGAUUGAUAAUCUUCAGAGGAGAGUCAUUGAGAUGGAGAAGCUUUCACACACACAUGAUCACAUCCAUUUCCUCCAGGCUUUAGCUUCUGGAUGUCAGUCUCCUCUAUUAGAUAGACCAGAGUUUCACACAUCCAGCAUCAGGGUCUCUCAACAUCUGUCAUUUGAUGGAGUGAAGAAUUCUCUCUCAGACCUGAAGAAGAGACUGGAGGAAUUCUGUGAGGAGGAAUUCAACAAAAUCCCUCCACAUGCUGCAGCAGUUCAGAUCUUUUCACCACCAGAUCCACAGAACAGAGAAGAGUUUCUGAAAUAUUUCUGUUCUCUGACUCUGGAUCCCAACACGGCACAUCGUAAACUCAUUCUGUCUGAGGAGAACAGAGUGGUGACAUUCAAUAAGAGAAAACAGAAGUACUCUGAUCAUCCAGAGAGAUUUGACUCCUGGGGGCAGGUGUUGUGUAAGGAGAGUGUGUGUGGACGCUGUUACUGGGAGGUGGAGUGGAGCGGUGUUGGUGUGUCCAUAUCAGUCUCAUAUAAAGACAUCGGGAGGAAAGGAGAGGGUAUUGAGUCUGUGUUUGGACACAACAAACAGUCCUGGAGUCUGGAAUGUUCUUCUUCUCCCUAUUUCUAUCACAACAACAUUAAGACUAAUCUCAGAGUUCCAUCACCCCCCAGAAUAGGAGUGUAUGUGGAUCACAGUGCAGGAACUCUGUCCUUCUACAGUGUCUCUGACAACAUGAAGCUCCUCCACAGAGUCAACACCACAUUCACUCAGCCUCUAUACGCUGGGUUUGCGCUCUACAGGUUGUUUGGUUCUUCAUCUGUGAGAUUGUGUGAUCCAUAUGAAGACCCAUUUAUUAUUUUUUUUUAUGAAAUUAAUCCUAAAUUUAGAAACUACAAGGUUUAUAUUUAUGUUCCUAAUACAGAUAAAAUGGUUAACACAUACACACACACACACAUAUGCAAACACAAACACACACACACACACAGACACACACACACACACACAUACACACACACACACACACAGGCGCGCACGCACACAUACACACACACACUCACACACAAAAACACACACAGAAACAGGAAGUUUCAGAGAAAACGGAAGAGAUCUUUCUCUUUCUCUUUCACUGAGUUCAAGAAAAUGGCUGAGGCGAGUAUUUCAGUAAAUCAUGAUCAGUUCAUCUGUCCAUUGUGUCUGGAUCUCUUGAAGGAUCCGGUGACUCUCCCCUGUAGUCACAGUUUCUGUAAGGUGUGUAUUAAUGGUCACUGGGAUCAGGAGGAUAAGAAAGACGUCUACAGCUGUCCUCAGUGCAGAGACACUUUCACACCAAGGCCUGUUCUACGCAGAAACAACAUGCUGGCUGAAGUGGUGGAGAAACUGAAGAAGACUGAAGUCCAAGCUGCUUCUCCUGCUCACUGUUACGCUGGACCUGGAGAUGUGGAGUGUGAUUUCUGCACCAGGAGAAAACACAAAGCCGUCAAGUCCUGUCUGAUGUGUGUGGCUUCAUUUUGUGAAACUCAUCUCAAACCUCAUCUUGAAAUUCCUGCUUUGAAAAAACACACAUUAAUUGAAGCCUCUGGAAAUCUACAAGAGAAGAUCUGCUCUGAACACGAUGAAGUUCUGAAGAUCUUCUGUCGUACUGAUCAGAGAUGUAUUUGCUCUUUGUGCCUGUUGGAUAAACAUAAAGGACACGACGUUGUAUCAGUUACAGCAGGAAGAGCUGAGAAACAGAGUGAGUUAAAUGAGGAGCAGCUGAAAUUCCAGCAGAGACUCCAGGAGAAGCAUAAGAAGGUGCAGGAGCUGAAACAGGCUGUGAACACUAUAAAGCUCAGUGCACAGACAGCAGUGGAGGACAAUGAGAGGAUCUUUACUGAGCUGAUCAGCUCCAUGGAGAAAAAGCGCUCGGAGGUGACGGAGAUGAUCAGAGCUCAGGAGAAGGCUGAACUGAGUCGAGCUGAACGACUCCUGGAGCAACUGGAGAAGGAGAUUGAUGAUCUUCAGAGGAGAGUCACUGAGAUGGAGAAGCUUUCACACACACAUGAUCACAUCCAUUUCCUCCAGGCUUUAGCUUCUGGACCUCAGUCUCCUCAAUUUAUCCGACCAGAUUUUGACACGUCCAGCAUCAGGGUCUUUCAACAUCUGUCAUUUGAUGGAGUGAAGAAUUCUCUCUCAGACCUGAAGAAGAGACUGGAGGAAUUCUGUGAGGAGGAAUUCAACAAAAUCCCUCCACAUGCUGCAGCAGUUCAGAUCAUUUCAUCACAAGAGCCACAGAACAGAGAAGAUUUUCUGAAAUAUUUCUGUUCUCUGACUCUGGAUCCCAACACGGCACAUCGUAACCUCAUUCUGUCUGAGAAGAACAGAACAGUGACAGUCAGUAAGAGAAAACAGAAGUACUCUGAUCAUCCAGAGAGAUUUGACUCCUGGGGGCAGGUGUUGUGUAAGGAGAGUGUGUGCGGACGCUGUUACUGGGAGGUGGAGUGGAGCGGUGUUGGUGUGUCCAUAUCAGUCUCAUAUAAAGACAUCAGGAGAAAAGGAUAUGAUAAUGAGUCUGUGUUUGGACGCAACAAACAGUCCUGGAGUCUGGAAUGGUCUUCUUCUUCUCUCUCUUUCUCUCACAACAACAUUAAGACUGCUCUCAGAGUUCCAUCAUCCCCCAGAAUAGGAGUGUAUGUGGAUCACAGUGCAGGAACUCUGUCCUUCUACAGUGUCUCUGACACCAUGAAGCUCCUCCACAGAGUCCACACCACAUUCACGCAGCCUCUAUACGCUGGGUUUGCGCUCUACAGGUUGUUUGGUUCUCCAUAUGUGAGAUUGUGGGAUCCAUAAUAAUGUGUGUAGUGUUUUGUGUAACAUUCCUCCACAUUACCACAUUGUUACUCCAUCAUCUGUUUAACACACAAUCCAGCUGCACAAAAAAAAAACAUUUUCAUUGUAAAUUAAAACAGAUUCAUCCUGGAUGAUGAACCAUAACAGAACCAUAUAAAUCCAAGUUUGUGUUAAAUAUUAUGAGCAAAGUUUGAAAAUAAAAGAUCAGACCACAGAAGAACGGUGUGAACUGGGUGUCAGUGUCAGUCUCAUAUAAAGAGAUCAGAAGGAAAGGAAGUCGUAAUGAAUGUGGGUUUAAUUUAA